UGGGGGUUUAUUUACCGCUACACUAUUGUAGUUAUUCGACCAGGCUUAUGGGAGGAUGUUGAAAAUUUGGCACCUAUCUACAAUAUCUGGACAUAAGGGAGAAAAAAUCAACUGGUCCAAAUCGGCUCUUUACGAAUAUAUUGAAUAUUGUGGUGUUUCCGAAGUGUAACAUUACAAAUUUAUUCGUUACCUGUUUGGUAUGGCACUUCGACUUGCUUCACGUAGACUGAGUCCAAUAAUCUCCUCAAUACGUCAUAGGAAAAUCGGGUCAGCCACUAAAUAUGUCCCUUUGUUUGAAACGGUUCAUAUGCCGGAGACUAAGGUGACUACUUUGGGAAGUAACGGUUUUCGGAUAGCUUCUGAGAACUGGAAUACUCCUACAUGCACGGUUGGCGUUUGGGUGGACGUCGGUAGUCGAUAUGAGACAGAAUCUAAUAAUGGUGUGGCUCAUUUCCUUGAGCACAUGGCUUUCAAGGGGACUGAAAAGAGGAGUCAACAGUCUUUAGAACUUGAAGUGGAAAACAAAGGUGCGCAUUUGAAUGCAUACACAUCUCGUGAGAUGACGGUGUAUUAUGCGAAGUGUUUUGUUGAGGAUCUACCUUGGGCGGUUGAAUUAUUAUCAGAUAUAUUAAAGAACAGCAAGUUUGAGAAUAGUCAGGUUGAACGCGAAAGAGGGGUCAUUUUACGGGAAAUGGAGGAAAUUGAGAGUAAUUACCAGGAGGUCGUCUUUGAUUACCUGCAUGCAACUGCUUAUCAAGGGACACCUCUUGGGAGAACGAUUCUUGGACCUGUAGAAAAUGUCAAAUCUUUGAAAGCCAGUGAUAUGAAGAAUUUUAUCAAACAGAACUAUAAAGCACCACGAAUGGUGCUCAGCGCUGCAGGAGGAGUCGACCAUAAGCAACUAUGCGACCUCGCGGAGAAACAUUUUGGCGAUCUCCAGGCAUCUUAUCAGGAAGGCGAAGGGGUACCAAGCAUACAACGCUGUCGUUUUACAGGCUCUGAAAUUCGUGACAGAGACGAUGCUAUGCCAGUAGCUCAUGCUGCGAUAGCGUUCGAGGGUCCCGGUUGGCAGAGUUCAGACACAUUAGCACUGAUGGUUGCAAGCAGUCUGCAUGGUGCUUGGGAUAGAAGUUAUGGGGGAGGAUUUAAUGUUGCCAGCAAGCUGGCCUCCAAGUUUUUUAUGGAAAAUUCGGUACACAGUUUCCAGCAUUUCUUUACUUGCUACCAUGAUACUUCUUUAUGGGGAGUUUACUUAACAGCAGAAAAGAUGGGUUUGGGUGAAUCUGUUGGAGAAUUCCUUAAAGAAUUUGUCCGUAUGUGUACUCAGGUUACUCAGCAUGAAAUCGACAGAGCGAAGAACCAAUUGAAAACACAUCUCCUUUUGCAGUUAGAUGGCACCACACCUAUUUGUGAAGAAAUUGGUCGGCACAUGUUGGUGUAUGGUCGUCGUAUACCUAUAACUGAAUUGCUAGCCAGAAUUGACGCGCUCAAUGCUGAACAUGUUAGGGAAACAUGCAUGAAGUACUUCUUUGAUAAAUGCCCUGCUGUCGCGUCCAUCGGUCCAGUGGAAACCAUGCUUGAUUACAAUCGUAUUCGGGAUAAAACUUGGUGGCUUCUUCUAUAAAGAAAUUGUUUAUGUUUAAAAUAUCAAGUUUUAUUGAUGUCACUGCUUACAGCCUAAUACUUACAUAGUUCUGUGAUUUCUAUUGUACGGUAUUAUCUUGUGUCUAUGUAGCAAUAUUCGUUUUUUCCUAGAGUGGAUUGUUUCGAGGCAUAGUUAUACUGAUAUAUUUAAACUGUGUUUUGUGUGUAUAUCUGUCCCCAAAAAUCAGUCGUACUAUGAUACCACGAAACGACUAAUAAACGUUGGAAAUUUUAA
Schistosoma intercalatum is the source of this 1879-nucleotide messenger RNA. NCBI's taxonomy places the organism in Eukaryota, Metazoa, Platyhelminthes, Trematoda, Strigeidida, Schistosomatidae. The record is from the annotation of a GenBank genome assembly.